Molecule: messenger RNA, 1425 nt
Organism: Dioscorea cayenensis subsp. rotundata (Guinea yam)
Lineage: Eukaryota; Viridiplantae; Streptophyta; Magnoliopsida; Dioscoreales; Dioscoreaceae
Product: UDP-glycosyltransferase 90A1-like
Exons: 1
Coding region: 1-1425 (474 amino acids)
Molecular function (GO): UDP-glycosyltransferase activity
Source: RefSeq, a predicted model, not a curated record
AUGGCUGCAUCUCCUUCCUCUGCUCACAAGCCUCACAUAGCCAUUUUCCCCUUCAUGUCCAAGGGCCACACCAUCCCUCUCCUCCAUUUAGCUCACCUCCUCCACCACCGCCGCCUUGCCUCUCUCAUCACCAUCUUCACCACUCCUCUCAACUCACCCUUCAUCCUCAACUUCCUCUCCGGCGUUGAACCAGACAUCAUUGAGCUCUCUUUCCCGGGCGACAUCCCUAAAGACCUCCCGCCCAAUAUUGAGAGCACUGACUGCCUCCCUUCCAUGCUUCUCUUCCUACCCUUCAUCCAAGCUGUCAAAAAACUCCAGCCACAAUUUGAGCAAGCCCUGAAAAACCUUCCGACCAUCAACCUCUUGAUCUCCGAUGGCUUUCUUGGGUGGUCCGGUGACUCCUCCGCCAAGUUCGGCAUCCCUAGAAUGGUCUUCAACGGCAUGGGAAACUUCGCCAUGACUAUCUCUCAUAUUGUAUCUAUAAACAAACCACACAAACAUGUCUCCUCCUAUGAUGAUCCCUUCACUGUCACCCCUUUCCCUCAUCUCAAACUCACCAAAGCUGACUUAAAUCCUCCCUUUGAUGAUCCUGAUCCUGAUCCAAAAGGCCCCCUUCACGAGUUUGUUAUGGAGCAAGGGAUAGCCACCAUGCAGAGCCAUGGCAUCAUAGUUAACAGCUUCUCGGAACUUGAUGAGAUUUAUCUACAUUAUUGGAACAAAAACAUUGGACCUAAAUCUUGGUAUGUUGGUCCUCUAUGCGUGAUGGAUGCUGAGCACCAUCAGCUUGCAUGCAUGCAAUGGUUGGACGCACGUUCCUUGUCCAACCGGCCGGUGCUGUACGUGGCCUUCGGUUCUCAGGCGAUUGUUGCACCGGCGCAGCUGCAAGAGAUCGCCGUUGCGUUGGAGAAGUCUGAGCAUGAUUUUCUCUGGGUGAUCAAAGAAAAUUAUUAUGAUGAUGUUCUUUUUGGGGAGUUUGAAGAGAAGGUUAAAGAUAGAGGAAUGGUUGUCCAUAAAUGGGUGGAUCAAAUGGAAAUUCUUAGCCAUGAAAGCGUCAAAGGAUUUAUGAGUCACUGUGGAUGGAACUCAGUGAUGGAGAGUGUGGUGGCCGGAGUUCCAAUGCUUGCAUGGCCGAUGAUGGCCGAGCAGCCUUUGAAUGCUAAGUUUGUUGUUGAAGAGAUGAAGAUUGGGUUGAGGAUUAGAACAAGAGGAAAGGAUAUUGAGAAUGAGGAGUUGAUUGGGAGGGAUCAUAUAGAAGAGAUGGUGAGGGAGUUGAUGGUAGGGGAAGGAGGGAAGGAGGUUGCAAGGAAUAUCAAGGUUUUGAGUGAGAAGGCAAGGUUGGCAAUGGAGUGUGGUGGUUCUUCUUGGACUUCUUUGGAGACUUUGGUUUCUCAAGUGUCUUCCGUUAAUACUGUUCCUUCUCAUUAA